Molecule: messenger RNA, 321 nt
Organism: Morone saxatilis (striped sea-bass)
Lineage: Eukaryota; Metazoa; Chordata; Actinopteri; Moronidae
Product: CD59 glycoprotein-like
Exons: 3
Coding region: 1-321 (106 amino acids)
Source: RefSeq, a predicted model, not a curated record
AUGAGGCCGUGUGUUUCUUUGGUGUUCAUCUGUAUGUUGCUACCAGCAGUGUGUGGGUUAAAGUGUUUCACCUGCUGGGGUGCAAACCCUGGCGCCUGUAAUCAGGUAUGGUCCUGUGCUGACCAUUACGACCGCUGUUCCACCACCAUUGUUGCUGAAAAUAUGAUCACCAAACAAUGCAUGAGAAGUGAUAUGUGCAAUAAUGUUUAUUCUGAUGGUGUCAGAUGUUGUGCUGGAGACCUGUGUAAUGGAGCAAAACACACUGGAGUCUUUGUCCCUCUCCUUCUAGGGCCCUUAGCCAUCAUUACACUCCUAAUUUGA